UCGCUGGCGGCGGGCGUCGUGCCCGCCAUCGGGCUACACCACAUCCAGGUGGGACGGUUGAAUGAAGUCGACGCGCUGCUCAAGGACCUCGACGUGGUGGAGGAAGGGGGCGCUUCGGUCCGGUUCAUCGUCGGCCGGUUUGGAAGCGGCAAGACCUUCUUUCUAAAUCUCGUGCGCCACGUCGCUCAGAAGAAGAAGUUCGUCGUCGCCCAGGCCGACAUCACGACCGACCGGCGAUUCCACGGUUCGGGAGGGCAGGCCCGAUCGCUUUACUGCGAACUGAUGCGAAACCUGUCGACGCGCUCGCAGCCGGAAGGCAACGCGCUACAAAACGUCAUUGAGCGCUGGGUGGGGGAAGUCGAUCACACGGUACGCAGCCAGAACGGCGGCAGUGAGGAAGACGUCAAGCGCGAGUUCGAGGAGCGGCUGCGCCCAUUGCAGGACUUGGUGAGUGGCUUCGACUUUGUCAAAGUGGUCACGAAGUACUACGAGGGCUAUCGAGCGGAGAACGAAGGGUUGCAGUCGAACGCCCUGCGUUGGCUCCGCGCCGAGUACACGACCAAAACCGAGGCGCGUCAGGAUCUUGAAGUCCGAACCAUCAUCGACGACGCCGGCUUUUACGAUUACUUAAAGCUCUUUGCGGGCUUCGUCCGAAUCGCCGGCUACGCGGGACUGCUGGUGAACAUCGACGAGUUGGUCGUGCUGUCGCACCGGCUGGCGAACACCGCGGCCCGCAACGGCAACUACGAAGCGGUGCUGCGCAUCAUCAAUGAUUGCCUCCAAGGCCGCGUUGAAGGGCUCGCGUUCCUGUUCGCCGGCACCGACGACUGCCUGGAGGAUCCACGGCGGGGACUUUAUAGCUACGAGGCGCUCGCGACCCGCUUGGCGCCAAACCGCUAUGCUGUCGCCGGCCGGCAGGAUUACUCGUCGCCAGUCAUCAAGCUGCAGAACCUGAGCCCCGAGGAUUGUUACGUCCUGCUCACCAACAUCCGUCACGUGCAUGGCGGCGGGCACGACGCCGAAAGGUUGAUCCCCGACGAAGGGAUUGUCGCUUACAUGCAGGCGUGCAGCGAGCGGAUGGGGGCUGCGUACUUCCAGACGCCGAGGGAAACGGUCAAAGACUUUGUGAACCUGCUCAACAUGCUGGAGCAGGACGCCUCGCGUGGCUGGCGCGACCUCCUUCAGCGGGGGCCAUCGGCGAAUGACGAGGUCGCCGCCCACACACCGGCGGAACUACGGCCAGCGCAACCUGGCGAUGACCUCAGCGAGUUCCGGAAGAGACGAUCCGACUGCUCCNNAGCCGAUCUGGUUAUCUCGGCGCAGACCGCUUCCGGAAAGACAGAGGCGGCAUUCCUGCCGAUCCUGUCGCGACUAUUCGAGUCGCCCGCCCCUUCGGUACAAGCGCUAUACGUUGGCCCGCUCAAGGCGCUGAUCAAUGACCAGUUUCGGCGGCUGGAGAGACUCUGCGAGCGGGCCGAAAUUGCGGUGCAUCGCUGGCACGGAGACGUCGAUGCGGGGAAGAAGAAGGCCCUCCUCUCCCGGCCUUCGGGGGUGCUGCUGAUCACACCCGAGUCGAUUGAAUCUUUGUUCAUCAACCGCAGCACGAGCCUCCGUCGGCUGUUCGGUUCGCUCCAAUACGUGGUGAUCGAUGAGGUCCAUGCGUUGGUAGGCAACGAACGGGGCACGCACCUCAGGAGCCUGUUGCACCGGCUGGAAGAGCAUGUCCAUGGCCGAUUUCGCUUCAUCGGCCUGUCGGCGACGCUGGGGGAUGCUUUUCCGGUGUACCAGCGAUGGCUUCGCCCCGACGGUGACGGUGAAACGCUACUGGUCCAAGCGCCGAGCGGCGAGAAGCGGCUGUUGUACAAGGUGCAUGCCUACUCCCUCACUAGACCCAAGCAGAACGAAGAGGAAGCGGAGAGCGGUCCCCCACCGGCGAUGACCGGCGAUCUGUACGAGCACUUCGCCGGAACCAAAGGACUCGUCUUUGCGAACCGGAAGGCGGACAUUGAACAGCUGGCCGAUGCGCUGAACUCACGUUGCCGCUCGGAGGGACGCCCCGAAGAGUUUUUGGUGCAUCACGGUUCUCUCAGCAAAGAGGUGCGCGAGUUCACCGAGCAAGAGAUGCAGUCGGACCGGACUCGCACGACACUUUGCUCCUCGACGCUAGAGCUGGGGAUCGACAUCGGCUCGGUCGUGGCGGUGGGCCAGGUCGAUCCUCCUUGGUCCGUUUCUUCCUUGGUGCAGCGACUGGGUCGCAGUGGUCGCGGGGAGGGAGAGCCUCAGUGCCUUCGAAUGUAUGUGCGGGAAGACGAGGUAACGGCCGACUCGACGCUUAUCGACCGGCUCUACCCAGCGUUGCUCCGCGCAAUCGCUCUCACGGAGUUGAUGCUCCAGGACCCUCCCUGGGUCGAACCUCCCGACCUCGCCACCCACGACCUCAGCACGCUGACUCACCAACUGCUCAGCGUUCUUGCCGAGACCGGAGGGCGACGCGCCGACCAGCUCUACAACACGCUUUGCCAACGAGGCGCGUUCCGGAGCAUCGAUCAGGGGCUGUUCACCGGCGUCCUUCGGAGUCUGGGCGACCGGGAGCUGAUCGAGCAGAUGGAGGGAGGCGACUUAAUUCUCGCGCCCAAGGGUGAGCGUAUCACCGGCCAUUACUCCUUCUACAGCGCGUUCGCCGCGUCGGACGAUUACAGCGUUUAUUUCGGAUCGUCACUGGUCGGCUCCCUGCCCGCCUCCGACUUGCCUCGGCUUGGUGAGUUUUUCUUACUGGCGGGACGUAGGUGGCAGGUCGUCGCGGUGGAGGAUGAUCGGCGCGCGAUCGUCGUCCGUCCCGCAAAAGGCAAGAAGCCGCCGCUGUUUGCAAGCGGUGGUGGCGAGGUCCACCCGCGUGUACGUGAGAUGAUGCGUGAAGUGCUCUUGGGCGACCGUCCGUGCCACUAUGUGAACGCCACUGGCGCCAGGCUCUUGAAUAGCGCACGACGCACUGCCCAUGAGGCGGGGAUUGACGCACAUAGGCUCGUGCCACUCUCGUCCAACUCCUGCCUCUGGUUCACGUGGACGGGCACGAAGACGCAGAGAACCCUCUGCCUCAUAGCCGACUUGCUCGGGCUUUCGCCCGCCGAUCACAAGGUCGCCAUCGAGCUGUCAGUGAGCGUCGAUGAUGCGACGCGGCGCCUGUCUAAAGUCGAUGUUUCGCAAAUCGACGCCGCCCAAUUGGCGGCCCGAGUGGCGGCGAAGCAGGUGCGGAAACUUGAUUUGUAUCUGGACGACGAACUCUUGAUCGAAGCGCUCUCGCACGACGCGCUCGACGUAAGGUCCGCCCUAAUCCUGGUCAGCGAAUUAGGAUCGUGCUUAAAACGGCAAUGA
Messenger RNA from Symbiodinium sp. CCMP2456, 3372 nucleotides. NCBI's taxonomy places the organism in Eukaryota, Dinophyceae, Suessiales, Symbiodiniaceae. The record is from the annotation of a GenBank genome assembly.